AUGGAGGCUUCAUAUGGAUCAAGUUCUUCAACUCGGAGGCGUAAUGUUGGAGAGUCUACUGAUCGAGUAUGUAUUUGUGGAAACAAUCUGAAGCUUUGUACUUCGUGGACAAAUCAAAACCCAGGGCGUAGGUAUUGGAUAUGUUCCAAUGAAAAGGGGUUAAGAAAUUGUUCAUUUUUCGAGUGGUUAGAUCCUCCCAUGUAUUCAAGAUCAGAAAUGAUAAUUCAUGGCUUGCUAAAGAGGAUAAACAAUGCUAAACAAGAAAUUCAACGGUUGACUCGGCAACUUGACGAUAAUCGAUCAAAGGGCAAGAAGAACAUGUGUAUAGGGUUACUAGUAUUGGUUGUACUUUUGGUUUUUAUUUGGUAA
This is a messenger RNA of Ipomoea triloba (trilobed morning glory), 369 nucleotides long. RefSeq lists its product as uncharacterized. Gene Ontology annotation, molecular function: zinc ion binding. The transcript is spliced from 3 exons. Bases 1 to 369 code for a protein of 122 amino acids. The record is from RefSeq and is a predicted model, not a curated record. NCBI's taxonomy places the organism in Eukaryota, Viridiplantae, Streptophyta, Magnoliopsida, Solanales, Convolvulaceae.